UCGAGGAUGCCACAUGCGACUGAACCGUGUAACAGUGCGCGUCGUCAGCCACGCAAUCAGGCGCAGGAAUCGUGACUCGAUAAUAACGAGAGAUAAUGGAAAGUUGUGUGGUGACCUUGCGAGGCUGCCGAUUGGUUCGCUAGACCUCGGCUGACUUAGUAGAUUAAGAACUACCGACGUCCUCUACAGACAACCGGGAAGAAGCCGACGAUUAAGGACGACCACUUGUUGCUGCCGAUUUUCCACACUCUGAUCAGUUCGUCUAAUCACGAAUCAAUUUGGCCUAUUGUUACAUUAAUUUCAACAUUAUGUCAGAACAGGUUGCAGAUAUCGCCUUGAUUGGCUUGGCAGUGAUGGGACAAAAUUUGAUCUUGAAUAUGAAUGAUCAUGGUUUUGUGGUAUGUGCCUACAAUCGUACAACAGACAAAGUUAAGUCAUUCCUGGAGAAUGAAGCUAAGGGUACAAAAAUUAUUGGAGCCUUCAGUCUCGAAGAAAUGGUUAGCAAGUUAAAGUUGCCACGUAGAGUGAUGAUGUUGGUAAAAGCUGGACCUGCCGUUGAUGCCUUUAUUGAAAAAUUAGUUCCACUUCUGUCCCCUGGUGAUAUCAUCAUCGACGGAGGUAACUCAGAAUACCAAGAUACUCAAAGACGCACCCAAGAAUUGGAAAAGAAAGGAAUUUUAUUCGUUGGCAGUGGAGUCAGUGGGGGUGAAGAUGGCGCGCGAUAUGGACCAUCACUAAUGCCUGGAGGAAAUCCUAAAGCUUGGCCACACAUCAAACCUAUCUUCCAGGCCAUAAGCGCUAAAAGUGACGGAGAACCAUGCUGUGACUGGGUUGGCGAAACAGGUGCUGGACACUUUGUAAAAAUGGUUCAUAAUGGAAUUGAAUAUGGUGACAUGCAGUUAAUCUGCGAAGCCUACCAUAUUAUGCGCAACGGAAUAGGCAUGGAGCCCCAGGAAAUGAGUGACGUAUUUGCUGAGUGGAACAAGGGCGAACUCGAUUCCUUCUUGAUCGAGAUCACUAGAGACAUUUUGAAAUACAAAGAUGAAAAGGGAUACCUUCUGGAGCGCAUCAGGGAUACGGCCGGUCAAAAAGGAACUGGAAAAUGGACUGCUAUUGCUGCACUGGAUUACGGAGUACCUGUCACCCUAAUCGGCGAGUCUGUAUUUGCCAGAUGCCUUUCCGCCCUACAGGCUGAAAGGAUAGAAGCAAGUACUAUCUUAGAUGGACCCACAGCUCUCUUUCAAGGAAACAGAAAACAAUUCCUGGAGCACUUGAGGAAGGCACUCUAUGUUUCCAAGAUUAUCUCUUACGCCCAGGGUUUCAUGCUGCUUCGAGAAGCUGCCAAGAUUCACAAUUGGAAUCUGAACUAUGGUGGAAUUGCACUGAUGUGGCGUGGCGGAUGCAUUAUUAGAAGCGCCUUCCUGGGUAACAUCAAACAGGCAUUCGAGAAGAAUCCAAAACUCACGAAUCUGCUACUAGAUGAUUUCUUUGCCAAAGCCAUGAAGGAGUGUCAAGCCAGUGCCAGGGUGGUCGUCUCCACCGCCGUUACUCUAGGAAUCCCAACACCGGCCCUUUCAACUGCCCUAGCCUUCUACGACGGCUACAGGAGUGCUCGACUCCCAGCGAAUCUUCUUCAGGCUCAACGUGAUUACUUUGGUGCCCACACUUAUGAACUUCUAGGUCAGGAAGGUAAAUUUAUUCACACCAAUUGGACCGGUCAUGGCGGUAAUGUUUCUGCCUCCACGUACGACGCGUAAGGAUUGGGUACACGUCGUGCGGUGCUGAUUCCUGAAGAAAUUGUCUUAUUUUUCUCCUUCUGUUUUCUUUAUCACUACAUUCCGUACGAAAUCACGUGAAUUUACACAGCUUUGUUGACACUUGUCGAAUGUAAUGGAGAAAAAAAGUCUGCACGAACUUAUCAGUAGCAACGAGGUCAGAUGUAUUGACACGGAUCAAGAUCCUCACGUUGGAUCAAGUGAGAAGUUCAUGAUAUAUUAUCGCAUUAGAACGUAUUAUUAAUUUUGGACAAUAAUUCGUGCUCCUUUUGACGUUCGUAUUAUUGUACGGUAUCGCAAUUGUUAUUUAAAUUAUUUUAAUGCGUGUCAAUUUUAAUAAAAUCAUUUCACUCUGGGAUAUA
Molecule: messenger RNA, 2137 nt
Organism: Cephus cinctus (wheat stem sawfly)
Lineage: Eukaryota; Metazoa; Arthropoda; Insecta; Hymenoptera; Cephidae
Gene: Pgd
Product: 6-phosphogluconate dehydrogenase, decarboxylating
Exons: 5
Coding region: 309-1757 (482 amino acids)
Biological process (GO): pentose-phosphate shunt, oxidative branch; pentose-phosphate shunt
Cellular component (GO): cytosol
Molecular function (GO): NADP binding; phosphogluconate dehydrogenase (decarboxylating) activity
Source: RefSeq, a predicted model, not a curated record